Oryzias melastigma (Indian medaka) is the source of this 7629-nucleotide messenger RNA. RefSeq names its product protocadherin alpha-C2. Gene Ontology annotation, cellular component: plasma membrane. The transcript has 2 exons. Gene Ontology annotation, molecular function: calcium ion binding. Gene Ontology annotation, biological process: homophilic cell-cell adhesion. Bases 3703 to 6114 code for a protein of 803 amino acids. Lineage: Eukaryota; Metazoa; Chordata; Actinopteri; Beloniformes; Adrianichthyidae. The record is from RefSeq and is a predicted model, not a curated record.
AAAUCUAAAAAAAAAAAUGUGGUUUUUAAAAAAUAUCCUUGAAGUUAAUAAUCGUGGUAAAUGCUGAUGUGUGAAUAACAAUGUUUUCUUAAUAUAUAUGUUUUCAAACAGAGGCACAAAAGUGAGUACAACUGGUAAAUUAUCAUCAAGAUAAUCAAUAUCUAUCUAUCUCUAUCUAUCUGUCUGUAUAUACAUAUAACUCUGUUUAACUCUGUUUUUAUCCCUUAAGUAAAUAUGGAAAAAUUGUAAAGGAUUUUUAUGUAUUUAUUUUAUUUGUAUUAAGGAACAUAUCCAUAUUUUCAUCCCAAUAGGAGCGAUUAUUGCUGGUCACUUAUUUUGAAAAUCUUACUUAACGUAUUAUUUUGGCUUUUGAUAGAUAAUUCAAGUUUUGAAAUGAAGUAAUAGUUUUUCUCUUAGAGGGUAAACAGUGAUAAAAUGAACUGUCUUAAAGUCAAUUAAGAGGAAACAGGUUGCAGGUUUUACAGAUGUAUUCUCUCUUUUUUCCCCUUAAUUUUCUUAUUUUGCUAUGUAUUGAAAUGUGAAUGUUUUGUGCAUAAUUUGUCCAUGACAGGAGUAAAUGUAAGCUCCACAUUAUUGCUGCUAGCUGAACACAUCUUCUGGAUUGUGUUGGAAGUCAAAGGCUUUGGCUGUUUAUCAUCCUUGUUUUUUUUUUUUUUUUUUUUCUAUACGUUCAACUAUCUGAAGUUUUGAGCCAAAACUGAUAAUUGUCACUGAGUCAGAUUUAAAAAAGAAUGCUUAAAGAUCUACGAUAAAAUAGACAUUUUUUUCUGUUAGACUGCUACAAGGUAAAGCUAAGAAGGAUAAUGAAGAUGGAAAACAUGCAAAUCUUUUAAAUCUAUUUUAUCUUCCCUCCCCUCUCCGCUGCAUCCAAACUAUAUUACACAUAGUGGCUUGACUUUGUGAGUCUUCAAUUUAAAAGAUGACCUUAAGAUUAUACCCCAUAACCCAUCAAACAAAAUAUUUUUUAAUAAAAAAGAAAAUGCACACAUAAACACCUUUCAAAUCAAGCAGAAAGCUAAAUACUUGUUUUGACAUCAGCUAUACUUUGACUUGACAACGUAUUCCUCAUGUACAUCAGACGGCUUACACAGUGCAACCUAAAGUAAAGAUAUUUUUACAUGAAAAUGGAUUAGUGUUAAUUUUUUUAAGGAAGUCUGUUUGUUUGUAACAUGUAUUGAUAAUAAAACCUUCCUAUCAGGCUCACAAAAUCAGAAAACCAUGAAGCUGUCCUAAAUGUUUCGAUCAAUGAAAGAGAUUCUACCUAGAGUUGUGAAUAACUUUUGUUUUUCUUUAUGACGUGUGCUAAAUUUUCAGCCAGAGUAGCAAAUCUUCAAAAGGAUGCUAGAAAAAAAGCAACAACAACAAAAAAAAACUCUCAUAUAAAGCAACAACAUCACUUAAUUAUUAAAAUAUUGGGAGUAAGCAAACUUUUACAGGCAUUUUUCUACCUGCAGAUAUUUAAUGUUUUCAUAAACACUAGAGCAUCUUAAUGCACAUGUGUUUAAAAGUGCAGCACCACAAUAUAGUUGCAUUUUUAUUAUAUUGUAUGCAUCUAAUGGCAUUCAAAACAUACAUUUUCCUAAAAAUUAACUAAUGCUCAUGUUAGUAAUUUUUUUUGUCUACAUCACUGUAGAUCAAUUAGAAAAAAGUAUGAAUUAAGAAUAUUCAGACAGCAAAAUUGUAUAUUUAUUUAUUUUUAUUUUACUGACAUGACUAACAUUCUAUGAAAACAAUCCUCAUACUUUGUGAUCAGGAAGCAAUAAGGAGCAAAUUGUUUUUGCAGGUAAACAUCUUGAAUGAAACAAGUUAAGUUUCAUGGACAAAACAUAAAGAAAAAAAAGAGCAAAUGCACACAGAUGCUUACACACUGCAUAAUGAAAAAAAAAAUCUAAAAUGAACCAAGUAAAGACUUUUAAAAAAAUGAGCACUUUACUGAAAAUCCAUUUGGCUUAAGACAAGCACAAUAGUUAUGCAUUUUAUAGUGAUAACAAAAUACAACAGAACAAAAUCAAUCAAAUAAAACAAUUAAGAUCUAAUUACAAUAAUGCAUGCAGAGAUUAUUCAUUUAUAAUUAUGAUUAUUAUUACCAUGUAAAAGAUAAGUUAUCAGACGUUUUUGCAGAAACACAGGAAAAUCUGUCAGAACUGUGCAAAAACUGACAUUAUUUUCUGGUUCACCCAGUUUGCUAUGAAGUUUAGUUUUCAAAACUGUGAAUGUUUUAACACAACUAGAAAAAAAUGCUUUUCAAUAAUCAAUGAACAAUCACGUUCCCCCCUAAAAUUUCACAAGACAAGACAGUAGUUACACAUUUUAAUAGUGACACAAAGUUAGUCUGUCAGACAUUACUUAAAAUAUAAACAAUCCGUCACAAGCCAGAGUACAAAAUUAAUAGCAUGGCAAAACAUUCACAUCCAUCAUAGGAGCAGAACAAAAACAACAACGAACAAACAAAAAACAAAGCGAUAAGUUGUUCAGGGCUUUGCUAGCCCUAAAAGUAAAGAACGGUGCAUUCAUUAAAACAACAAACAAAAAAAAAAAAAAAAAGGUUUUUUUUUGUAACCUAAUGCUAAAUAAGUUUUGCAACAUAUAGUGUGAAACUGCCAAAUGCCCAUGUCCCAUGAUCCUGACAGCCAGACGGUCAAAAGCAAAAAUGAUGACAACAAUGAUGAUCUACAAGGCUGACAGUCUAUGAUUCAGUGCAGAUGAAGAACAAUAGUAACUAACUCCUUAACAUACCAAAUAAACCAACAUAACCAUGUUCAGCAGCAAAACAAAAGUAACAGGUAUUUGAAAAAAAAAAACAAUAUAAAAAGAAAGAAACAUGUGACAUGUUGGAGAUAAAAUCAGUGAAGUGCAUGUGGUGUUCAUAAAACUACAAACCUCAAUUUCACAGAGAAGCUGAAGAAAGAAAACAGUAUAGGAAGUUAUAACUUCUCAUAAUUUACAAAGUUUGGGACUGAAAUGUAAAGUGCUUUAAAAUGGUGGAAAGUCGCACAAAAGUGAAGGAAAAAAUAUCUACUGCUUACUGUCAGGUUAGAAAAACAUUCAGUUUGUGCUUUUUGCGAUCAUAAUGACAUUGUUUCUUCCUUUUUGGUAAUUAACUUAAAACAUAUAAGCAGAGGCCUGCAGUACACUGAGCUAACUUUUACAACUAACUAGUAAAACCUUUAAAAAAAUGAGUUGCCCUUACAUUAUAUUCCUCUCCAAUAUUAUUGAUCACAGUUUUUGAGCAAUUUGAUAAACAGAUAAAAUAAAAGGCUUUUUUUCUUAAAUAAAAACAAAACAUAUGUUGUAAAUGCUUAUACUGUAUAGAAACAAUAGUGUACAUCCCACUUUCUGUUGUUCUAUUCCUUAAAAUAAAAUUUGAUGCUCCGUAUUUUUAAACAUAGCCUAUUUUAAAAUGAAAUAGGAAUAAUUUAUUGUAUUUUAUUUUAUUUUUUAAUUAAAGAGUGAAAUUGAUGUUUACUGAAUUAUUACGUCAUGACGUCACAAUCAGCGCGAUAGCUUGUCAGACAAAAAGGUGGAGGUCGGUGGAAAUUCUUCAUCAUAGUCCGUCUCCUCGCGUAAAAGCUCCACUUUCACGAUCUUGGAGUAUAUUUCUAUCAGAUUAGGAGGCACGUGAGCAUCGCUUCCUCUGUGAAAGCCGCGCGCGCUCUUCAUCAGCCCGUGAGCAGGAUCAGGAUGGGGUACGUGUUCCUGCUUCUGUGCGCCUCUGCCUUCAUCAACUCGGUCUUUUGCGUAACCCAUUAUUCGGUUCCUGAAGAAAUGGAGGAGGGAUCCGUGGUCGCGAAUCUGGCCGCGGACCUGGGAUUAGACGUGAAGACGCUGAAGUCGCGGAAAAUGCGCGUGGAUGUUGUGGCCAAUAAAAAAUACCUGGAGAUCAACAAAGACACCGGGGAGCUCGUGAUUUUGGAAAAAAUCAACAGGGAGUUUCUUUGUCCCCUGAAGACAACCACGUCAUGUUUUAUUAAAUUGGAGGCUACGAUUGAAAAUCCAAUCCGCAUGUUUAACAUCGAGGUGGAAAUAACUGACAUUAAUGACAACGCUCCACAUUUCCGUCGAGGGACGAUGCAUCUGGACAUUUCAGAGUCCAGUCCCGUUGGAGAGAGGUUUUCACUCAAUAAUGCCGCAGAUCCAGAUGUGGGCGCAAACUCUGUGAAAAAUUACCACCUGAGCGCCAGCGAGCACUUCUCUAUUGAGAUUCAGACAGGAAGGGACGGAUCAAAGUUCGCUGACUUGAUCCUGAAAAAGCCUUUAGACAGAGAGCAGCGGGCUGUUCACACUUUAUCCCUCACUGCUGUAGACGGAGGGGUUCCCACGCGCACGGGGACUGCCAGCAUCAUAGUGCGCGUGCUCGAUGUGAAUGACAACGCCCCUUCUUUUGACAAAGACACCUAUGUUGUGGAUGUAAUGGAAAACUCCCCGAUUGGAAGUUUAGUGAUCAAACUUAAUGCAACUGAUUUAGAUGAAGGAUCCAACGCUGAUGUCGUUUAUUCUUAUAGUUUGUACACAUCAGAGAGAACACAACAGAUGUUUCAGUUAAAUCCAGAGAAUGGAGAAAUACGAGUGAAAGAGAUGAUUAACUACGAAGAUUUGCAACUUUAUGAAAUGGAAGUUAUAGCUAGUGAUAAAGGACCGAGCUCCUUAUCUGGUCAGUGUAAAGUUAAAAUACAGGUAACAGAUAUGAAUGAUAAUCAUCCAGAACUUUCUAUCAAAUCCUUUCAGAGUCCAGUAAAAGAAAAUGUGGCUAAAGACACAGUGAUCGCUGUAGUUAGUGUGAGUGACAAAGACUCAGGGGAAAAUGGAAUAGUUGAUCUUCACAUUCCUGAUAAUAUGCCUUUCAAGCUGAGAGAGUCCUCUGAUAACUAUUAUGAAUUAGUGGUUUCAGAGGCGUUAGACCGUGAGAAGGUCCCAGAAUAUGACAUCACCUUCACUGUGACAGACAGAGGUUCUCCUCCUUUGUCUGACAAUGAAACCAUGACUUUAGAGCUGCUGGAUGUCAACGACAAUGUCCCACAGUUCCCAAAGUCCUUUUACACCAUCAGAGUGAUGGAGAAUAAUGCCCCCGGGGCCCUGCUGGAGUCUCUGAGUGCGUUUGACCCUGACCUCCAUGAAAACCAGUAUCUGGUUUACGUCAUCAUAGAGAAGGAGAUCGCUAACACCUCCAUGUCCAUGCUGUUCUCCAUCAAUCCAGAGGACGGGAAACUUUACGCGCUGAAAACCUUUGACUAUGAGAUUGAGAAGGAGUUUCUUUUCCACAUCGAGGCCAGAGACUCUGGCUCUCCUCCUCUCAGCAGUAAUGUGAGCGUCCACAUCAUCAUUGUGGACCAGAACGACAACGCUCCUGUCAUCGUGUCUCCGUGGCGAGCACACGGCUCUGUGGUGGAGGAGAAGAUUCCCAGAUCCACAGAUAAAGGCUCCCUGGUCGCCAAGGUGAUCGCUUUGGACACGGACUCUGUGCACAACUCUCGGAUUACAUACCAGUUCCUGCAGGUGACUGACGCCACCUUGUUCAGUCUGGACCAAUACAACGGAGAGAUCCGGACCAUGAGGAUGUUCAGUUACAGAGACCCGCGCCACCAGAGACUGGUUGUUGUUGCCAAGGACAACGGGGAGCCGGCUCUCUCUGCUACAGUCACCAUCAAGCUGUCCACAGAGGAGACUGCUGUUAAGGCCUACUCUGACAUGACUGAGGUGCCUCUGGAAUACGACAUCUUCUCAGACCUUAACUUGUAUCUGGUGAUUGGUCUGGGCUCGGUGUCCUUUCUCCUGCUCAUCACCAUCUUGGUCACCAUCGUGCUGAAGUGUCAGACAGCCAAGCCCAGCAAACUAGCUCCUCCCAGCAGGAACAGUGUGAUCAGUGAGAGGAACUCCACCAUCGCAGACUCCACUCUGGUGUCCAACGAUGCCUACUGGUACAGUCUGUUUCUGGCAGAGACCAGGAAAGGGAAGCUGGUGGUUAGACAGCCUGUGCCAAAGGGCUCCAGAUACAUCGUGUCCAGCAUUCCAAGAGGGACAGGACUCACAGACACUAGUGACUCAGCUGCUUCCACUCUGCAGGCAUCCACCACCAGCAGCAGCAGUUCCACUUGAAGCUGUUCCCCAAGCUGUCUUUAGUAUGGAGGUAAACCGAAAACUAUUCAUGGAAAAUGAGAAGAUGUCCUCAUCAGCAACCAGCCCACAUCCACAGCCCGUAUCCACUUUGCUCAGUCUGGUCCUCGUUCUUUACUCCGUGUGUGGUCGUCACGCUGUCAUAUCAACAACUAAAAGCUAAGAAGUUAUAUCGCUUCUCCCAUGUUCUGUGAGCCAAUGAAAACAAGUCAGCAAUAGCUCUGUGUGGCUUCAUGAUGCAUGAUGAGACUGCAUGACUUCAACCUCCUGUAGAACUGUCGGGCAAAAAGGACACAAAUGGACAAGCUGUUAACGGAAAUGUACCAGAGAAUAUUCCAAGAAGCCAAAACAAGGACUGUUGGAGAAGAGUCGGGAAUGUCUAAAUGCCUUUAAAAGUUUAUCCUGUGCUUUAACUUGUUAUUUAACUGCAUUAAUGUUUGACAUAUGUAAACUUAAAAGUAACAUAGCACAAAUAACAGAAAUGCUGAACGACCAACACACAUUAAACACGCAAGUAACAGUGAAUUGUUUUAUAGAUGUAAAAAUGUUUAACAUGUUCAUUGAUAGUGUGCUUUGCAAAUGACCAAGGCCUACAUACAAGAACAAGAGUGCCAAGUUCAGGAAAAGACCCACAAUUGAUGGCCUUUAGCAAUCAUGCCUUUCAUGUUUUCUGCAUGAAGUUAUCAUUGUACCUUGAUAGUUUUUGAUGUUUUGAAGUGUUAAACAUAUCCUUUUUACACUAAAAAGGCACAAUAGAAGUUUGAAUACAGGGUGGAGGAAUGCAUUUUAUUGCACCCAGAAGAAAAGAAGUUAUUGUUCAACUUGAUGUAUUUUUUAUUCAUUUAUGCAAAAACAGCAAGCUGAAGGUGCAUACUGGGUGUGAAUGUUUUGCUGGAUUCUAUUAGAGAAAACAUCUUGAGGUUUAGAGUGAAAAACUUUUCUGAAAUACUGUAAAUACACUUGAAGCACCAAUUUCAGGUUUAAAAGUCCCAAUCCCAGCUCUAGGUGUUUUUCUCAUUCAGUAUCUUCUACAUUUAUGAAAACUCAGUACCAGACAUUCAUAUCACCAGUGUACUCUUUUUGUUCUUUUCACCCAGUCUACUCUGUUCAUGCUUAUCAAGGAUUGCUGUACUAUCUGUAUACCCAGCACAUGUUGUAUAUUUCAUCAUAUGUUUUUCUUUACCAAAUUGCCUUUUAUUUUCAGUAUUGUGCCAUUACAUAUAUUUAUUGUAAAAAAAAGAAGUGUGUCAUUUGAUUCUGUAUGAAAGAAGUGAAAAAUCAACAACACAAUCAUUUAGUCGAAACAUUUAGCACUGCUUACAUUGUGUGUCUCUCGAGAUGUUAAAAUCUGUUUCAGCCAAAAGAAAACUAAAAUAAUAACCAUAAGGUAUGGAAUUUUGUGUUGUGUAACCACCAUGGUAGAACAUGUAGUCAGUUCUGUAUUGCGACUUGUUGUGAUCUGAUCAGUAUGAACUAUUAAAUUUAAAGAGAAAAGGG